UCUCUCUCUCUCUCUCUCUCUCUCUCUAGAAAAGUCAUGCACUACCACUCUCUCUCUCCAUCUAUAAAACCUAACCAAGAAGAUAAAAUCUAUUCCCUCACCGAAUCUACACUCCAUAGAUGCAUUAUUGCAUGAAAUCUCAGGGAAAACAAGGAUAGAAUUAUGGCAAAUUCACUAGAAGAGCUGAACGAUAAGCAAGACCGGGACCCGAGCGGCGGCGGCGACGGCGACGGUGGCGAUGCCGGAAGCGACCUCACCGCUCCCAAGCUCUCCCUAUUCUCGCUCCCCCGGAAGGCGCUCGAGCCGCCGGGGACGCUGACGCCGCCGCUCCACUCGAAGGUGGUCUCCGUGCCGUUCAAGUGGGAGGAGGCCCCCGGCAAGCCCAGGCCCUGCGGCCACGCCGCCUCCGAGCAAAACCCUGAGCCCAAGCCCGCCGCCGCCUCCGGGUGCCUGGACCUCCCUCCGAGGCUCCUCAACGACGCCGCCAGAGUCGCCGCCGCGCCGUCCUCGACCGCCGCGCACGACGGGCCUAACCACGUGGGCCGGGCGCUGUCGUUCAGGAGGCUGGGCGGGUCGUUCCGGAGCCCCGAGAGCUGCAGCAAGAGGGACAUAAGGGAGAGGGUAACGUUCGGAUCGACGCGGUGGGGGUUCCACGGCAAGGAGAGAAGCAGCCGGGUCGUGGAGGGCAGCCCCGGGAUCUCCUUCUCGGUGCUCUUCGGCGGUGGAGGCGGCGGCGGCGGUGGCGGCGAAGAGAGCGUCACGAAGGUGAAGAUCACGAGAGUGAGCAGGAGGAGGAGCUUCUUCACUCUCUCUCAGACCAAGUCGCACUUGUGGGCAAGCAUUUACGGAGGAUUGAAGCAGGUGGUCCCAUGGCGACGCAGUCAAGAUAAGCAGCUUCCAAAGGGUCAGUAGCUCUCUGCUGACUGAGGACGUAUUCGGUUUGAUUAAUCAUAUAAAUCGAUUUCCCUGGGGAAAUUCGUGUAAAAAUCUUGUACGCAAAAGAAUAUCGUAUAAAUCAGCUGAUCUAUGGUGAAAAAACUAGGGCCUUAGAUUUCCUGCGAUGUCGUGGUGCGUAGGGUUUCCACUUUCGUCUUUGGAUAUUUCUAGGGAUGUAGAUGCGAUAAAGUAAUGUUUGACCGAAUCGUUCGUCCCGUGGGGGGUUUCGCGAUCAGAAAGCUCGUCGCGAUCUGAAGAUGAGUGGACGAGAAACCACUUCGACCGACCGCAACGUAGGGUUUAAUCGUUCGACCGGAAACGGUCCUGCGCUUGCCAGAAAAAGACGAAUCUGAAAGACCCCGCGUCGAUAAGUCGAAGCAGAAAGCGACAAACCCGGACGAAGAAGAAGGAAAACGAGGGCUGCCCGCUAAAGAAGUUCGAUCAGCCAAAAGUCUAGGGCACCAAAAGUCAAGAGCGACCUGCCGAGACUUUCCUUUUGGUUGAGGGUAGUUGGCUUUCAAUCAAGACGUUGUUUCUGCAUCUGCCUAUCGAUACAAGGGGCAGAAUCUGUGCGGCCGUGGUUUGCUCGUCUGCUGUCCAUGCGUACCUCCCUCGCCACGUCGAAUCUUUACCGUUAUUUCUUGCGACCGGAAACAGAAUUAUGUCAUCUGCAAAUAUUGGAUUCAUAUGCGCUGUAAUGCAUUUGACGAGGUCAGUGUUGUUGCUAGCAA
Molecule: messenger RNA, 1667 nt
Organism: Eucalyptus grandis
Lineage: Eukaryota; Viridiplantae; Streptophyta; Magnoliopsida; Myrtales; Myrtaceae
Exons: 2
Coding region: 163-912 (249 amino acids)
Source: RefSeq, a predicted model, not a curated record